Molecule: messenger RNA, 159 nt
Organism: Colletotrichum paranaense
Lineage: Eukaryota; Fungi; Ascomycota; Sordariomycetes; Glomerellales; Glomerellaceae
Exons: 1
Coding region: 1-159 (52 amino acids)
Source: RefSeq, a predicted model, not a curated record
AUGCCUUGGAACGGGUGGUGGUGGUGGUGGUCCGCAUCACCCCCUCUUUCUCAACAAAAAAAGAGCAGAGAAGAAAUGAGAAAAAAACUCUUUCUUCUCUUCUCUCUCCCGUAUUCCGAAAAGGCCGAGCUUCCGUCCGUGGUUUUCUUGGUUGUGUGA